Anoplophora glabripennis (Asian longhorned beetle) is the source of this 4176-nucleotide messenger RNA. RefSeq names its product general transcriptional corepressor trfA (gene Schip1). Lineage: Eukaryota; Metazoa; Arthropoda; Insecta; Coleoptera; Cerambycidae. The record is from RefSeq and is a predicted model, not a curated record. Bases 44 to 2911 code for a protein of 955 amino acids. The transcript has 9 exons. Gene Ontology annotation, biological process: positive regulation of hippo signaling. Gene Ontology annotation, cellular component: cell junction; plasma membrane.
UUCGAUAUUAUUCCAUACUGACUAUAAUUCUUUCAGAGGAGAUAUGCUAAAAAUAGAUCCAUGUGAGCGAGAAAAUAUGCGUCUGAAGACCAUGGAGGGCCCACUGUCCUUUCAUAACGGAAACGACGACAUAUUGAACUCCCCGAAGCGGAUAAAUACCCUGCAGAACAGCAACGUUACAACUAACUACACCUCGACCACUUCCAAUUACACGUCCCACAUCACGAACAACACCACCAGUCAUGUAAUAACGGAACUGACGAACUUGCAGCCGGAUAACUUGAACAUACUUAACAACGUCGUCCAAGAAAAGGUGCAAUGGUGCAACCCCUCCCAAGAGGCGAAGAAGCGGGAGCUAGCCAACAACGUCAACAACAGGAACAACCAGUUGCUCAACAUCAACAACACGCUGGCUGCCUCGAUCAGGAACCAGGUGCGGCACGGGACCGCUUCCUCCAUCUGUUCAGAGUCGUCUCCAGAUGAUAGUUUGUUGGACUAUGAAGAAGCACACCAAAGCUGUUCGUCGGCCGACACCUCCCCCCAAGAGGAGGACAGGGGAUUCGACAUCUCCGACUCGGAAUCCUCCGAGGACGGCAACCUAAGCAACAGGGGCACCCUGCAGAGACGCGGCAUAGUCAACCCCAACUACCCCGGGUUCCAGCACCUCGCUCAUACCCUCGACUACAGCAUCAAGGCCUCCUCCGACACAGAUUUCACCGACGACGACUUCGAGUGCGAGUCCCUUACGGCCAAGCUACAGGCAGAGGCCAACGCGAAUAACAACAACAACGUUGAGGACACGGACUAUCAGAUAGACAGUGUCAAUCGGUUGGACAGUGUCGAGAACAUUCAAAAGGUAUUCUACGACAAACCGGUCUUCAAUAUCGAAGAGGAAUGCGGCUUUAACCGGAGUGAUUCUAGCAGCGGAAACUCCAAUCAGAGCGACGAAGACACUGAGAUCCACUUGCAGCAAGUGGACUUGAAUAUUAAAAUUGAAGAAAAGGCGUUGCCACGAUUAGCGACCCACGAAGACAUCGUAGGCGAUUUCAGUAAAGAAGUAGAGGUCGAGCUUGGUAAAGUUACACUUGACGCCAGGAAGGACAUUUUCGAAGACCCUUACGAGUUACCAAAACUCGAAAAAGCGGUCGUGCAAGAAUUGGAACAAGCAGUGGAAAAGUUGCAAGUUAUAACCGAUCUUCAGCCUCAGGCAGCCAAAUACAACAUUGAACCAAAUGUCGAGGAACCUUUCAAUAAGUUAUCGCCUACAAUUCCAGAAACAAAACAUAUAGUUUUAGAAGAUUCAAAGGUGAUUAAGAACGCUGAAACCAUGACCAUGCUAAGCGAAAACGCGCAGUUAAAUUUAAAUAAGGAACCCUUAAAAAUAUCAUUUACGGACAGCAUGAAGACCAAACUCAAAGACGCGUUCUUGUCUAAUGGCCAGGAAGUUUUGGUGUCUCCUUUAUGCGAGGAAAAUAAACUUGUAGACUCCAAUUUAAAUGUCACGCAAACAAAAAUAGAAGAGGAUGCAACCGUUACAAAACAAUCGAAAAUGGAAGUGGACGACACUGCCAAGAAACCUUCCAAGAUGGAGGAGGACGUUUUUAAGAAACCCGACUACACUCGGACGGACUCCAACCGCGAAUUGGAGGAGAUUGAGUGUCAAAUCAAGAAAAUCAAACAGGAAACGAAACAUUCGAUCGAGGAAAUGGAAAAGUUCUGCAAAGAAGACAUCACAAAGGACUACAAGGAGAAGGAAGAGGACAGCACCGUUCCAAGGAAGAAAGAAAAGGUGGACUUCUACGUGAAGAAGAGGAGGGACUACAACCAGCAGUUUGGCAGCUUGAUCACCUUCCCCAGAAGAGAAAUGGGAAGCAGAAGCAGAGAUACUAUGAACAGAAGGUCGGUACCAAUGGCUAGGGACAAGAAGAGAACGUCACCUGAAGUUUUGGGUGGAUUUGAUGUUUACAACAUUGAAACGGCAAUGCCUAAGAUCGAUCUGGAGGCGAUCGAGUGCCACCUCAGGGCUGCCAGGGAGGAAGAACGGAGGAGAAGAACAGACCGAGAAGAAAUUCGACGAAGGUUAGCAAUGGGCUCCGAAGACGAUUACUAUACCGACAGGCCUGGUCGCAAACCUAGUUUACAAGCUCGACUGCAGAGUGGAAUGAAUCUCCAAAUUUGUUUUAUGAAUGAGACUGUCUCAGACAAUGAGAGCCCCAACUCAGACUCGGAAUGUCCAAUGACGAACCCGAAACAACCAAAGACUGCUAUGCCAAAGACCUCGGGUUUCUACCCAUCAUAUCAAGAAAAGGUAGUCCCUCCCCCAGCUAGACCUGCCACACUCUCAAUCGGUCAACCCCUGUUGCAGCCCGUUAAAGAACCGAUGACCGAGACUGACUUCUUCACCAGACAGGCAAGACUGCAAACCGAGGCCCGAAUGGCGCUUGCUCAAGCCAAGGAGAUGGCCAGGAUGCAGAUGGAGAUUGAAAGGCAGAGGCAAAAGAAAAGCCCAAUAACCGAAAUGGUCCGUCACAGCCUAGAAAAAGUCGGCAUACCCUUCCCCGAAGAGAAAAGACGAUUAUCUCGACAAAUCCUCACCGAAAUGAACGUAGCUCAACUGCAGGUUAUAGUGAAUGAUCUUCAUACUCAAAUCGAGACUCUGAACGAGAGUUUAGUUAAAUUUUUAAUGGACAGGGAUGAUCUUCAUAUGGAGCAGGAUUCGAUGCUUGUGGAUAUCGAAGACCUUACCAGAUAUUUAGGAGCCAAGGAACAAGUCCUGAAGGAACAAACUCUUGCCCCGACUAGAAACAACAACACGACCCCACCGUCACCAGCGCCCUCUUCGCCACUGUCCGCUCUGAACAGUACCGUCAAGCCACACCUCCACAGGAUAGCCAGCCUGGUGAAGAAAUAACUACUACCGGACUAAGGCCUUUCGUUUGUACAUACUACUUCACGAUUGCUUAUACUGAUUAUUUGUAUUUUGUGGACGGGAGGUCGAGAUCCGCAGCGUUGUUGAAGUGAAAGCACAGGGUGGUCGACUUAGACAAAAGUUUCAACGGGAAGGAAUCUAGUGGGAUAGUGUCGUUGAUGGACUUUGCGCAGAGAAAAAUGAUGAUGUGGUCUUGUACGCUACUUAUUUUUGUAUGCUGCUUUCUGUUUUAGUUUUUUAGGUAAGUGAAUUUUUUUGACGGCCCAUUUUUAUUUUUUUGACAUUUUUUUUAAAUAGGUGGAAACGUUAAUAUACUAAGAAUUCUUUGAUUUUCAAUGUAGAUAUAUAAAAAAAAAUAUUAAAGAAAACAAUAAACUGUAUAAGGAGCAAUCGACUGUCAAAUGAAGAGAGUAUAUUGUAAAACAAAUUAUUUUACUAAAUAAUUUCCUAAAAAUUUGUAGGAUUUUAAUCCCUGAAAGUGAACAUUUCAUUUAAUCACCCAAUACAUAAAUUUUAAUAUUAAAGAAAAACUAGAAAGUGACCUCUCGCUCGUGCCUGCGCUGCGCAGUGUAGUCCCUGCUAUAAAUUUUUUUUUAAACACCAUGUAUGAUAAUCCUACUUAAAAAAAAAGUAGGAUUUUCUCGCGGUCUUUCGGCUUAGCAGACGGAAGCUUACAAAUGAGCUGUGGAGGCAUAUCGGUGGGUGGAACUUAUACGACCUCUUUCAAAGUUUGGGUCUCUGUAAGUGUAAAAUUUAGAAGUUCAAAUUUUUAUCGCUAUAAUAUCGUCUCUGAAAAACUAUUAUAUUAGCAAAAUAACUACUAAUCGCGAUCCGACUGUCCCGGAAAAGUGCCGAAGGACCAAAUUCGUUUUGACAUCUUCACUGACGUUUGUCCCCAUCUUUGUCUAAUCAUCGGAUGUAGUACGGGUCUCUCUCACACCGAAAAAAGUAUUUGAAAUAUAGGCUCGCUGCUUUGCGGCUCAUGAGAAUAGUCGUAGGUAAUGCGAAACACCCCUUCUUGAGGGUGAGUAUAGGUGCGAGAGUAACGUACAGCAUUUGAUACACUGGGUGUUUCAGAGUUGAAGGGGCGAAAGCCUAGGGGAGAUUCCGCUCAGAAAAAUAUGUAAAAAAGUUCAUAUGAACAUGGGUCUCUCAAGUGCUUUGUUUCCGAAAUACAGGGCGUUAAUUUUUUUUUGAUUUAGUUUUAAAAAAACGCUUUAGCCGAUUUGAAUGAAAUUUUUAUGGUU